Funneliformis mosseae is the source of this 681-nucleotide messenger RNA. NCBI's taxonomy places the organism in Eukaryota, Fungi, Glomeromycota, Glomeromycetes, Glomerales, Glomeraceae. The record is from the annotation of a GenBank genome assembly.
AUGGCAGCAUCAGACAAUCCAUUGGUGAGGGAAAGCGAAUCGAUGGAUCCAACACUGUUUUGUACAGCAUAUAAAAGGAAUCGAUUUUUUAUGUUUACAAAACGCGAACCAGAUGCUCACGAAUCACAUAAGGGAGACAGAGAUGUGUACAAUGAAAAACCAACAAGGGAAGAACAAACCGUAGCAUCAGCACAACCUACUAAACAAAAAUUGGGCAAUACUGCUAUAUUACGUACAACCUCGGGAGAUAUCCAUAUAAGAUUAUUUCCCGAGUAUGCGCCAAAAGCUGUUGAAAAUUUCGUUACCCAUUCUAAGAAUGGAUAUUAUAACAAUGUGAUUUUCCAUCGAGUUAUCAAAGGGUUUAUGAUUCAAACUGGAGAUCCAUUAGGGGAUGGUACCGGAGGUGAGUCAAUAUGGGGAAAUGAAUUUGAGGAUGAAUUUCAUAGAGAUUUACGACACGAUAGACCAUAUACCGUAAGCAUGGCUAAUGCUGGACCAAACACUAAUGGAUCACAAUUUUUCAUUACGGUUGUUCCAACACCAUGGCUUAAUAAUAAACACACAAUUUUCGGUAGAGCAACUGCCGGUAUGGAUGUGAUUCACACCAUCGAAAACUCCAAGACCGACAAAAUGGAUAAGCCAUAUGAUGAUAUUAAAGUAAUCAAUAUUGAGAUCCGUUGA